AUGCAAUAUUGUGCAGGUUAGUGACACUGGGGUUGAGGAGUUUGUACCAGAAAAUAGAAGAAACGUCUUGAUGUUACUGAGAAUUUGUAAUUACAUGUAACAAAAAGUGCUGAAAAGAAAAUAGAAUACCUUAUUAUUUAUUUGAUAAAGUGCUCAACCUCAAGUAACUGCCCACCUCCAAUAACCCUCCACCUUAUAGGCAGAAAAAAAUGAAUUAUCUCCUAAACUCGAAUAAGUGCCUACCCCAUACUAGCUAGAUUGAAAAAGACUUAAGUUCUACUAAAUUAAGAGACCAAGUUUUCUUAGUACAGUAUUUUAAAGAAACUUUCAAUGAACAGUUAAAAAUCUGCUUUGGAACUCUAACAAAAUUACUUUUGGUGAAAACUGUGAGAAUUCAUUAAACACCCAGCCCAAAUACACGUAUUAAAGUGACCAACUUGAAUAAUAGCCCACUCUCAAGGUGGAAAACUUUAGUGAGCACCCAGGCAAGGCACUUAAUCAAAUAAAUAUGGUAUUUUGUUAUGGGACCUCUUCAUUGGAGUGGUACAUGCAGUCAUGUUUUCCAGUAGGUGUAGUGCUUGAUUUAUAAACACACAAGCUGUUUUAUAAAAACUGCAUUGACAAAACAGAUUUGCAAUUAUUGACAAUCUAUUUUAUACCAAUACAGCAUUACAUUUCAUUUCACCCUUCAUUAAUUCGGCUUUGCUUUUUCAAAAACACUGUAGUGCAGCUCCAGGUUUUGUCCAAAUUACCUUUAGUUAAAAUUUUUUGUGCAUUUAAGAUAGACAAUAUUAUUUUGAACUACUGUGCAAAUUAACCUUUUAAAAAAAUAAUGUAUGAAAUAGCUGUACGUAUGAUCUGAAGAUAGUUUAUCUACAGUGUAUAUGUAAACUGCUUUUAAUAGAGCUUUUUACUGAUACGGCAGCCAUAUUGAAUUAAUUCGAUUUAGGGAGUAUUAUAGGAUUCCCAGGGGGCAUGAGCACAUUUAGUUUGUAUUUUGGAGUGCUUUUCGGGACAUUUUUUCGUAAAGUUUUCUUAGAAUAAGAUUGUAAUGGGAAAAAAGAUCCUUGUGCCGUGUUUGGAUGUAAUAAUGAUCGCCUUUUUCUAGCUUAGCAUUUCACCGUAUAUUUGUUGGGAAAAAGGUGAUCAUGAUUACAUCCAAACACGGCACAAGGAUCUUUUUUCCCGUUAGAAUCUUAUUCUAAGAAAACUUUAAGAAAAAAAUGUCCCGCAAAGAGCUCCAAAAUACAAGCGAAAUGUGCUCAUGUCCCCUGGGCAUCCUAUAAUACUCCUUAAAUCGAAUUAAUUCAAUACAGUAAAAACCCACGAGUAAGAACCUACAUUUUCCAGGGUUAAUUAGCCUAAACAGGUUCUUACAUAAAUGGUGGUUAACAUAAAUUUAGGCUAUCUAGGUUCUUAAUAGGUUCUUAAUUUCUUGCAAAAAAAUAUGUCUUUGCUAAGAAGAUUUUAGUGAUCAGCACCCUUAAAUUUGGAUACCUAAUGAUUGCUUAUAUUUCAAUAUGACCAUAGUAGAGAUCUAAUCUCACAUGAAUUUUAAUUUCUUGAGUCAAAACAACUUUAUAGACAUGACUGUGCUGUAAAACACAACAUUAUAAACAUUUUCUCAAUAACCUCAAUCAAACAACAUUUAUAUAUGUACUAACUUGCCUUUUGCAAUUGCAAUUAGUAAAUAUUUUAAAAUGAUUUUUGAAAAUAAGAACCUUACUCCAAAUUUUAGUCUAAAGAGGUUCUUAUAUAGAUGGGGUCUAAAUUGCAAAUUUUAGCCUAACGGGUUCUUAACUCUUAGGUUCUUACUCGUCGGUUUUUACUGUAUGGCCACCGUAUUGGUAAAAAGGUCUAUUAGUACCCUUAUUUUAUUCGGCUGUUGAUAAUAAUAAUGUUAUUGAGGAGAAUCACCUGUCUUUUCCCUUCAAUUCCCAAUUUAUUUUUGUGCAUGCUUCACAGCAGGUAUGUCAAUGCCAGAAAUUUCAAACCCAUUGAAUUUAUUGGGUGGCAACAAGCUACCUUAAACUUCAAGGACACUUUGGAGGAUUCUUGCUGAUCUCAGCAAGACUGUUCUUUGAAGUUCAGUGCCAACUCAAUCCCAGAAUUAUUUAUGUUUUUUCAGUUAAACCUCCAGGUCUUCAGAAUAGUACUCAGUGCUCCAAAACAAAAGGGGCAACUUUUACACCUUCAUCUUCCACAACUAGUAUCUUCAUGCCAGAUGAAGAUACUAAGUCUUGUUGACUAUACUUGUUGUUGAUCUCUUGUUUGAUGUCCACCCUUUUGUCACAAGGACAUGCAAUAUCAGUGAUGAGGCAAUUUUUGUUCUGUUGGUCCACACACACGAUGUCAAGGCGAUUGUGAUCCAGUUUCAUUUCUGUUUAUAUACAGAAAUCCGAAAGAAAUUUGAAAGUCUUAUUAUCCUUAACAUCACAUUAUUAUCAUUAUUAUUGUUGUGGUUGAUGAUGUUAUUAUAAGCAUGGGUAGUAAUGAGGUUCAUACACAUGUACAAGAAUAAACUACCUUAACCACUAUUUUGGGCACUGAUUUGUGGUUAUUGCUCACUUUUUUUCAAUGGCUGUGCUUUGCAGAUUUGAGUAAAACAGAUGAAGGUGCGAACAGAUGGUUAAGGAGACCCUGCAGCAGCUACAUACAAGCUCCUUGAUUAAUUCUUCCAAACCCCAGAGUUUAAGGAGAUCCACCUACAAGCCAACCACCCUUUAGUUCACAUGCAUGACCAUUGUCGUUGAUUAGCAGUGGAGUUAGUUGUCACACCAGUACAUCCUCCUCCACUGCAGCCUCCCUCCCCACAUUCUCCUUUACUUUAAGGAGUGGCAGUGAUGAUGGACAUAGGAUGGAGAAUGGAUGGAUUACUCUCUAG
Molecule: messenger RNA, 2884 nt
Organism: Porites lobata
Lineage: Eukaryota; Metazoa; Cnidaria; Anthozoa; Scleractinia; Poritidae
Source: the annotation of a GenBank genome assembly